Molecule: messenger RNA, 1779 nt
Organism: Monopterus albus (swamp eel)
Lineage: Eukaryota; Metazoa; Chordata; Actinopteri; Synbranchiformes; Synbranchidae
Gene: slc5a8l
Product: solute carrier family 5 member 8, like
Exons: 15
Biological process (GO): sodium ion transport; propanoate transmembrane transport
Cellular component (GO): extracellular exosome; membrane
Molecular function (GO): organic acid:sodium symporter activity
Source: RefSeq, a predicted model, not a curated record
GGUACAGGUGGUCCAGUGGCCACCUUCUCUGUGUGGGACUAUGUGGUGUUCGCUGGAACAAUUUUGGCAGCAGCUGGUAUUGGUCUUUUCCAGGCCAUUCGAAGCCGUAAGGAGACCAGCACUGCUGAGUUCUUGUUGGGCGGACGGCAAAUGACAGCUGUGCCAGUUGCCAUGUCGCUCACUGCCAGCUUCAUGUCUGGCAUCACGGUCAUUGGCACACCUGCUGAGGCCUACCAGUUUGGAACUGCCUUCUGGCUGUUUGGCUUCUCCUAUGCCAUCAUGUCUGCUGUCACUGCUGAGAUCUUUGUCCCGCUUUUCUACCGACUAGCAAUUACCAGCGCCUAUGAGUACCUGGAGAUGCGCUUCAGCCGAGCCAUUCGGUUGAUCGGAACAUCAAUGUACAUCGUACAGACGGUCCUGUACACCGGCUUGGUUCUCUACGCUCCAGCUCUUGCACUAAAUCAAAUCACAGGACUUGAUCUGUGGGGAGUGCUGGUGGCUACAGGAGCAGUAUGCAUCCUCUACUGCACUUUGGGCGGUUUGAAAGCAGUAAUCUGGACAGACGUGCUGCAGAUGGUGAUCAUGUUGGCAGGUUUUGUGGCUGUUAUAGCUCGAGGAGCUGUACUGCAGGGAGGCCUGACGAAGAUCUGGGAAGACGCCGAUCAAGGAGGCAGACUAAAGACAUUUGACUUUGACCCAGACCCUCUGAAGCGGCACACUUUCUGGACCAUUAUAGUUGGUGGCAGCGUGAUGUGGACGUCUAUCUACUCAAUCAACCAGUCCCAGGUGCAGCGCUACAUCUCCUGCAAAACGCAAGAGUCUUUGUAUGUGAACAUGGUUGGCCUGUGUGUAACUGUGAGUCUGGCUAUGCUGUCUGGCCUCACCAUGUACUCCAUUUACAAGUCCUGUGAUCCACUUUCAAAUGGGGAUGUAAGCACCUCUGACCAGCUACUACCAUACCUUGUAAUGGAUAUUCUGGCAGACUACCCUGGAAUCCCUGGCCUAUUUGUGGCUGCUGCAUACAGUGGUACCCUAAGCACAGUGUCGUCCAGUAUUAACGCCCUGACUGCUGUCACUGUGGAAGACUUUAUUCUCCCUCUGUACAAAAACCUCACAGAGAAACAAAGUUCCUGGAUGAACAUGGGCCUGAGUGUUUUCUUUGGUGCCCUGUGUAUUGGAAUGGCUGGAAUUGCUUCACUGAUGGGAAGCGUUCUGCAGGCAGCUCUGUCCAUAUUUGGCAUGAUCAGUGGGCCUCUUCUUGGUCUUUACCUAUUAGGCAUGCUCUUCCGCACAUCAAAUUCAAUAGGAGGCCUGGUGGGGAUGAUCAUUGGUCUGCUGUUGACUCUGUGGGUGGGGAUCGGAGGCCAGAUUUAUCCUCCAACAGAUGAAAAGACAAAUCCUCUCCCACUCACUACUGUCGGCUGCAACAUCACAAUGGGUCAAAACUACACAACAGAAGCUCCCUUGCCUGAUGUCAGGCCGCCUUUGGCAGACUCCUGGUACUCUCUCUCCUACGUCUACCUCUCUCUCUUGGGCACACUGAUCACAAUUGUGUCUGGCCUGCUGGUGAGCAUGAUCACAGGUGGAUGCAAGCAAGAGAAACUUGACUCUGAUCUGUUUGUGAGGACGAGCGACCUGAUCUGCUUCAGAUGCUUUAGUAAAUCCAAGGUAUCAGACAUCACAGAAAAGACUGCUGCAGAUUUUAACAUGGGAGCCGACAACUUGGCGUUCACAGACCAUGAUGUGACAAUAAAAGCUGAUGAAAACACCGAACUGUAA